Solanum lycopersicum (tomato) is the source of this 1572-nucleotide messenger RNA. RefSeq names its product fasciclin-like arabinogalactan protein 1. Gene Ontology annotation, cellular component: plasma membrane. The record is from RefSeq and is a predicted model, not a curated record. NCBI's taxonomy places the organism in Eukaryota, Viridiplantae, Streptophyta, Magnoliopsida, Solanales, Solanaceae.
UAUUGCUACACACUGUCCACUAUUCUUGUCUCACACACAUUGUGUUUACUCUCUCUCUGCUUCUCUUUCUUCUCUCUUUAGCAAUAAUGCAGCUCCGGUCAAUGACCGCCGUGGCCAUGGUGGUCUUCUCUUUAGGUCUUUUGCUUUCACCACAUACAACCUCAGCUCACAAUAUCACACAUAUUUUAGCAAAAUACCCACAAUUUUCCACUUUCAACCAUUACUUAACUGAAACCCAUCUCGCCGCCGAGAUUAACAGCCGGGAAACCAUAACUGUCUGCGCCGUCGACAACGCCGGCAUGGAGGAGCUUCUCUCUAAGCAUCUCUCCAUUUACACUAUCAAAAACGUCAUUUCACUUCACGUACUUUUAGAUUACUUCGGUGCGAAGAAACUUCAUCAAAUCACUAAUGGCACUGCGUUAGCUGCAACUAUGUUUCAGGCAACCGGUUCAGCUCCUGGUUCGACUGGGUUUGUUAACAUUACAGAUCUGAAAGGUGGGAAAGUUGGAUUUGGGCCGGCGGAGAAUCAUGGUAAUCUUCCGGCUACUUUUGUUAAAUCUGUUGAGGAGAUACCGUAUAAUAUAUCUGUUAUACAGAUUAGUACGAUGCUGCCGUCUGCUUCAGCUGAAGCUCCGACGCCGGAACCGAGUCAGAUGAAUCUGACUUCGCUAAUGUCGGCUCAUGGGUGUAGGGUUUUUGCUGAAACAUUGUUGAAAUCUCCUGCUGAGAAGACUUUUGAUGAGAACGCUGAUGGUGGGUUAACGGUGUUUUGUCCUGGAGAUGAUGCGAUGAAGAAUUUUAUGCCUAAGUUUAAGAAUCUGACUGCCGACGGGAAGCAAUCGUUGCUUGAGUAUCAUGGGGUUCCGGUAUAUCAAUCUAUGGCGAGCUUGAAAUCGAACAAUGGCGUGAUGAAUACUUUAGCUACUGAUGGAGCUAAGAAGUAUGACUUCGUUGUUCAAAAUGACGGCGAUACAGUGACAUUGAAGACGAAGAUUGUGACGGCGAAGAUCACCGGAACUCUUAUUGAUGAACAGCCUAUUGCUAUUUUCACUAUUAAUAAAGUUCUAAUGCCUAAGGAACUAUUCAAGGCUUCAGCUGCCGCAGAUACUCCGGCGCCGGCACCGGCACCGGAUGCCGAUUCACCUGAACCAUCUAAAAAGAAGAAGAAACACAAGGCGCCGGCGGCAGCUGAUACUCCGGCGGACUCACCGGCGGAUGGUCCCAGUGACGAUUUUGCAGAUUCAACGGCGGAUGAUAACAGUGCGUUUAGUUACAGUGCUGGACCAGUGGUUGCCGGAGUUUUGAGUAUGUGGUUUUUCUUUUUAUUGCUUUGAGUUUUUUUAUUCAUUUUAUAUGAUUAUAAUUUAAAAGGACUUUUAUCGUUAAAUAAUUAUUGAUUAUUUAUGUUAUCAAACUUGUUAUUUUGUACUUCUUUUUUUGUAAUAGAACAGCUAGGAGUUUUUGCGAGUGUUUUUUAUCUUUUUUUUUUAAUUAUUUUGUUCUUUGCCGUUUCUUGGACUAUAGUGUAUUUUGUUUAUUAAUUUAUGAGUGUUAUUUUUGGUUAUUGUGCUA